CUUCCACCCGUCAGUCUGGGAGGAUAAGAGAAAGAAAGUUAAGCAACUACAGGAAAUGGCUUUGGGAGUUCCAAUAUCAGUCUAUCUUUUAUUCAAUGCAAUGGCAGCAUUGAGUCAAGAGGCAGCUGCAGCAUUCACACCUGCAAUCACAGCCCCGCAAGCUAACUGGACAGUUAACAAAACAGAAGCUGACAGCACAGAAGGACCCAUAGCCUUGAAGUUCUCACACCCUUGCCUGGAAGACCUAAACAGUUACUGCAUUAAUGGUGUUUGUGCAUUCCACCAUGAACUAGAGAAAGCCCUCUGCAGGUGUUUUACUGGCUAUACUGGAGAAAGGUGUGAGCACUUGACAUUAACUUCAUAUGCUGUGGAUUCUCAUGAAAAGUACAUUGCAGUUGGGAUUGGAGUUGGAUUACUAUUAAGUGGUUUUCUUGCUAUUUUUUACUGCUACGUAAGAAAAAGGUGUCUAAAAAUGAAAUCGCCUUACAACGUCUGUUCUGGAGGGAGACCACUGUGAGGCCUUUGUCAGGAAUUUUCAUCAAGGCAUUUGUAAAAAUCAGUGGGCUCAAAAUGGAAAUCUUCAAAUGAAACAACAAAACUUGCCAAGCUAACUGGACCUGGAGAUGAUGGAAGUUGGUAUCAUGAUGAAGUGAGAUAGUAAAAUUCUGCAUUGGUCUUCAGACUUUGCCAUCAUUAGGAUGCAACGGAAGCCAAGGGAACAAGCUACAAUGACAGAAGUCAAGUUCAUAGUUCUACUCUGGGUUUGUUGAUGUCGUGUGGUUUUUGUUCUCACUGCAGAAAGACUGAGUUAUGCUUCUGACCAUGGCAGAUGUGAGUUUUCAUAAGAAUAAUUAUCAACCUUACAGCAAGCCAAAGCAAUGGCAAGCUUGGGUUCUUCAUGGGCUUGCUACUCAGCAUCUUGGACUACCUAGAUGGGGUUUCUUUAAGUCUAUUUGCCCAAAGGACCUAAUCCCAAACAUGCUGCUUUCAUGGUGUCUAAAAGAAUGUGAUGUCAACUUUCAGGAUGAAAUCGGUGUUAUGGCACCUCCAGUGAAUCAUACAUGUGGUCUAAGCCACAUGAAAAGAAGACAGAAUGUCCAAGGCAAACAUAAAUCAUACCCAGCUUAUGACAAUACUGGACAGACUUUAUCUGUGAAACAUGGAAUAAGCUAAAGAGUUUCUG
This is a messenger RNA of Microcebus murinus (gray mouse lemur), 1183 nucleotides long. RefSeq names its product epithelial mitogen (gene EPGN). Gene Ontology annotation, molecular function: epidermal growth factor receptor binding; growth factor activity. The record is from RefSeq and is a predicted model, not a curated record. NCBI's taxonomy places the organism in Eukaryota, Metazoa, Chordata, Mammalia, Primates, Cheirogaleidae. Gene Ontology annotation, biological process: positive regulation of mitotic nuclear division; epidermal growth factor receptor signaling pathway; positive regulation of cell population proliferation.